Molecule: messenger RNA, 807 nt
Organism: Echinococcus granulosus
Lineage: Eukaryota; Metazoa; Platyhelminthes; Cestoda; Cyclophyllidea; Taeniidae
Product: Ribose-5-phosphate isomerase
Exons: 8
Coding region: 1-807 (268 amino acids)
Biological process (GO): D-ribose metabolic process; pentose-phosphate shunt, non-oxidative branch
Cellular component (GO): intracellular membrane-bounded organelle
Molecular function (GO): ribose-5-phosphate isomerase activity
Source: RefSeq, a predicted model, not a curated record
AUGCUUCAGCGGGCCACAGCUUUUGGUGGUACCUUUCCGACUUCCGUGCGUAAGUUUAUACGAACCAUUGAACGCAAGUUAGCAUCGAUGGCGAGUGUGGAGGUGGGAAAAAAAUGUGCGGCCUAUAAGGCAGUUGAUGAGUGGCUUAUGGAUGAACAGGUUGUUGGUAUCGGUAGUGGCACGACGGUCGUGUAUGCUGUAGAAAGAAUAGCGGAGCUGGUUACAAAGCAUCAAUAUAAAAUUCAGUGCAUACCAACAUCCUAUCAAGCUCUUCAGUUAAUAAAGGCAGCUAAACUGCCUCUUACCUCUUUGACAGACCAUCCUUUGUUGGAUGUUGCCUUUGACGGAGUUGAUGAGAUUACUCGUGAAUUUGCAUCUAUCAAAGGCGGUGGUGGUUGCCUUAUUCAAGAAAAGAUAGUCGAUGCAAAUGCCAAGUACUUCAUCGCGGUAGCCGAUGAGGGUAAGCUGUCAAAAUACCUUGGUGAACAUUGGGCUCGCGGACUCCCAAUUGAAGUUAUUCCUAUUGCAGCGACUCCGAUUAAACUGGAAAUUGAGAAGAGAUUCGGUGGCGAAGUCAAUAUAAGAAUGGGAGUCGCAAAAAUGGGUCCAGUUAUUAGUGAUAAUGGAAACUUUAUUAUGGAUUGGAAAUUUGAGCCCACUCCAUCAAUUGAUUGGCAGCAGAUAAAUGUGGAGCUUCACAUGAUUCCUGGAGUUGUUGGCACUGGUCUCUUCCUAGGCACAGCUCACCAAGCUUAUUUGGGCACGACGGAUGGAAGAGUCUCAGUAUUGAAAAAUCCCAAUGGCUAG